Messenger RNA from Carica papaya (papaya), 612 nucleotides. RefSeq names its product prenylated RAB acceptor 1.C (gene PRA1.C). Lineage: Eukaryota; Viridiplantae; Streptophyta; Magnoliopsida; Brassicales; Caricaceae. Gene Ontology annotation, cellular component: Golgi apparatus; endoplasmic reticulum. Gene Ontology annotation, biological process: vesicle-mediated transport. The record is from RefSeq and is a predicted model, not a curated record.
AUGACAACCUACGGUACCAUUCCAACGGAGUCGCCUGCUCCAGGAUCGAAUCUAAGCUUCCUGAUACGCGCAAAAGAUCAGAUCCAGUCAGGUCUGGGCGGACGAAGGCCAUGGCUGGAGAUGAUCCAGUUCGAUGCUUUCACCUUCCCCACCUCCCUCAACGACGUCCUUACUAGAAUCAGAGCCAAUGUGGGUUUUCUCCGGGUCAACUACGUCAUCAUCAUACUCCUCACGCUUUUCCUCAGCUUGCUCUGGUAUCCCGUCUCCUUGAUCAUCUUCAUUGUGAUGAUGGGUGCGUGGGUAUUCCUGUUUUUUCUACGAGAGGGUCCUUUGAGUGUGAUGGGGAUGGUGAUCGAUGACGGCGUUGUUAUGGUGGUCCUGUUGGUGGCUACGGUGUCCGUCUUGCUGUUGACGGAUGUGAGCAGUAGUAUAAUGAUUGGGGUGUCGAUUGGGGCUGCCAUGGAUCUGGUUCAUGCAGGAUUGAGAAGUCCGGAGGAUUUGUUCUUUGUUGAUGAUGAUGAAGAAAGGGUUAGUAGAUCCAACGUUAUUGUGGGUAGGGAUGCUUCAAAUAUGCGUUUGAAAAAUCCUGCUUCUUCUUCUUUUUCUUCUUAG